CACUGCGCAUGUGCGUUGCCCCGGGUAGCGCAGGUAGCCCAAGCGGCGCGGCGAGUGGGCCGGUGCCCGACCGGGAGGAGGGGCCGGCGGCGUGAGGGGACGCGCCAUGAGGGCCGUGUUGACGUGGAGAGAUAAAGCCGAGCAGUGUAUCUAUGACCUUGCGUUUAAGCCCGAUGGAACCCAACUGAUUUUGGCUGCAGGAAACAGAUUACUGGUUUAUGACACCUCUGAUGGCACCUUACUUCAGCCCUUAAAAGGACACAAAGAUACAGUGUACUGUGUGGCAUAUGCAAAGGACGGCAAGCGGUUUGCUUCUGGAUCAGCUGACAAGAGUGUUAUUAUCUGGACGUCAAAAUUGGAAGGCAUUCUGAAGUACACGCACAACGAUUCUAUCCAGUGUGUCUCCUACAACCCCGUUACCCACCAACUGGCAUCUUGUUCCUCCAGUGACUUUGGCUUGUGGUCUCCUGAGCAGAAGUCUGUCUCCAAGCACAAAGCCAGCAGCAAGAUCACCUGCUGCAGCUGGACAAAUGAUGGUCAGUACCUGGCUCUGGGCAUGUUCAAUGGAAUCAUCAGCAUACGGAACAAAAACGGGGAGGAGAAAGUCAAGAUCGAGCGGCCGGGGGGCUCGCACUCCUCGAUAUGGUCCAUGAGCUGGAACCCUUCCAGCCGUUGGGAGAAUUUCUGGAUGAACAGAGAGAACGAGGAUACCGAGGAAGACAUUGUCAACAGAUACUUUCAGGAAAUUCCUUCCAUUCUGCCAUCAACAGUGUACUCUAGUCAGGGUAGUGAGGCAGAGGAGGAGCCAGAGGAAGAGGACGCCUGUCCCAGGGACGACUACUUAGAGGAACGUAAUGACAUCCUGGCCGUGGCUGACUGGGGGCAGAAACUUUCCUUCUACCAGCUGAGCGGAAAGCAGAUUGGGAAGGACCGCCCGCUGAACUUUGACCCCUGCUGCAUCAGCUACUUUACUAAAGGGGAAUACAUUUUGUUAGGGGGGUCGGACAAGCAAGUAUCCCUUUUCACCAAGGAUGGAGUGCGGCUUGGGACCGUGGGGGAACAAAAUUCCUGGGUGUGGACAUGUAAAGCGAAACCCGAUUCGAACUAUGUGGUGGUCGGCUGUCAGGACGGCACCAUUUCCUUUUACCAACUUAUUUUCAGCACCGUCCAUGGGCUCUACAAGGACCGCUAUGCCUACAGGGACAGCAUGACUGACGUCAUCGUGCAGCACCUGAUCACUGAACAGAAAGUUCGGAUUAAAUGCAAAGAGCUUGUCAAGAAAAUUGCCAUCUACAAAAAUCGAUUAGCUAUCCAACUGCCGGAGAAGAUUCUCAUCUAUGAGUUGUAUUCCGAUGAUUCGUCAGACAUGCAUUACCGGGUGAAGGAGAAGAUUGUCAAGAAGUUUGAAUGCAACCUCCUGGUGGUGUGUGCUGACCACAUCAUCCUGUGCCAGGAGAAGCGUCUGCAGUGUCUGUCCUUCCGUGGAGUGAAGGAGCGCGAGUGGCAGAUGGAGUCUCUCAUUCGCUACAUCAAGGUCAUCGGUGGCCCUCCGGGCAGGGAAGGCCUGUUAGUGGGCCUGAAGAAUGGACAGAUCCUGAAGAUCUUCGUGGACAAUCUCUUUGCUAUCGUCCUGCUGAAGCAGGCCACGGCUGUGCGCUGCUUGGACAUGAGCGCCUCCCGCAACAAGCUGGCUGUAGUGGACGAGAACGACACGUGUCUGGUGUAUGACAUCCACACCAAGGAGCUGCUUUUCCAGGAGCCCAACGCCAACAGCGUGGCCUGGAACACGCAGUGUGAGGACAUGCUGUGCUUCUCGGGCGGGGGCCACCUCAACAUCAAGGCCAGCACCUUCCCCGUGCACCAGCAGAAGCUGCAGGGCUUCGUGGUGGGCUACAACGGCUCCAAGAUCUUCUGUCUCCACGUCUUCUCCAUGUCCGCUGUGGAGGUGCCGCAGUCAGCGCCAAUGUACCAGUACCUGGACAGGAAACUGUUCAAAGAAGCCUACCAGAUUGCUUGCUUAGGGGUGACGGACACCGACUGGCGCGAGUUGGCCAUGGAGGCUUUAGAAGGGUUAGAGUUUGAAACAGCCAAGAAGGCCUUCACCAGGGUACAAGACCUGCGGUACUUAGAGCUCAUCAGCAGCAUUGAGGAGAGGAAGAAGCGGGGAGAGACCAACAAUGACCUGUUUCUGGCAGAUGUGUUUUCCUACCAGGGGAAGUUCCACGAGGCCGCCAAACUGUACAAGAAGAGCGGGCACGAAAGCCUCGCGCUGGACAUGUACUCUGACCUGCGCAUGUUUGAGUACGCCAAGGAUUUCCUUGGAUCUGGAGACCCCAAAGAAACAAAGAUGCUAAUCACCAAGCAGGCGGACUGGGCUCGAAAUAUCAACGAGCCCAAAGCUGCUGUGGAGAUGUACAUGUCCGCGGGGGAGCACACCAAGGCCAUCGAGAUCAGCGGCGACCACGGCUGGGUGGACAUGUUGAUCGACAUCGCCCGGAAGCUGGACAAGGCGGAGCGGGAGCCGUUGCUGCUGUGCGCGCAGUACUUCAGGAAGCUGGAGAACCCCGGCUACGCGGCCGAGACCUACCUGAAGAUCGGCGACCUGAAGUCCCUCAUCCGGCUGCACGUGGACACGCAGCGCUGGGAUGAGGCCUUCGCCCUGGGCGAGAAGCAUCCCGAGUAUAAGGACGACAUCUACGUGCCCUACGCACAGUGGCUCGCUGAGAAUGAUCGUUUUGAAGAGGCUCAGAAAGCCUUCCACAAGGCCGGGCGGCAGCAGGAGGCCGUCCGGGUGCUGGAGCAGCUCACGCACAAUGCCGUGGUGGAAAGCAGAUUCAAUGACGCCGCCUAUUAUUACUGGAAGCUGUCCAUGCAGUGCCUCAAUAUAGCUCAAGAUCCUGUCCAGGAGGCCAGCAUGCUCAGCAAGUUCCACCACUACCAGCACCUGGCCGAGCUCUAUCACGGCUACCACGCCAUCCACCGCUACUUGGAGGAGCCGUUCAGCUUCCAUCUUCCUGAAACGCUUUUCAACAUCUCCAGGUUCCUGCUGCACAGCCUGACCAAGGACACCCCCUUGGGCAUCUCUAAAGUGAAAACGCUCUACACCCUGGCCAAGCAGAGCAAGGCCCUGGGCGCCUACAAGCUGGCCCGACACACCUAUGACAAGCUGCAGGGCCUGAAGGUCCCUGACAAGUUCCAGAAGUGCAUCGAGCUGGGCAGCCUGACCAUUCGCUCCAAGCCCUUCCAUGACAGUGAGGAGCUGGUGCCCUUGUGCUACCGCUGCUCCACCAACAACCCCCUGCUCAACAACCUGGGCAACGUCUGCAUCAACUGCCGCCAGCCCUUCGUCUUUUCCGCUUCCUCCUACGAGGUGCUGCACCUGGUGGAGUUCUACCUGGAGGACGGCAUCACCGACGAGGAGGCCGUGGCCCUCAUCAACCUGGAGGCACCGACGCAGAAGCACGAGACCAAGUGGCAGGAGGUGACGAGUAGCAAUUCCCAGACUCUGAGGCUGGAUGAGAGUGCGGACACCAUGGGGGACAGUGACCCCUUCACAGCAAAGCUGAGUUUUGAGCAGGGGGGCUCGGAGUUCGUGCCUGUGGUGGUGAACCGCUCCGUGCUGCGCUCCAUGAGCCGCCGGGACGUCCUCAUCAAGCGCUGGCCUCGGCCCCUGCGUUGGCAAUACUUCCGCUCGCUCCUGCCCGGCGCUGCCGUCACCAUGUGCCCCUCCUGCUUCCAGAUGUUCCACUCGGAGGACUAUGAGCUGCUGGUUCUCCAGCACACGUGCUGCCCGUACUGCCGGCAUCGCACGGACGACCCGGGCGAGUGAGCCCCACACACUGG
Molecule: messenger RNA, 3843 nt
Organism: Sorex fumeus (smoky shrew)
Lineage: Eukaryota; Metazoa; Chordata; Mammalia; Eulipotyphla; Soricidae
Gene: IFT122
Product: intraflagellar transport 122
Exons: 30
Coding region: 107-3829 (1240 amino acids)
Biological process (GO): intraciliary retrograde transport; protein localization to cilium; non-motile cilium assembly
Cellular component (GO): non-motile cilium; intraciliary transport particle A
Molecular function (GO): protein binding
Source: RefSeq, a predicted model, not a curated record